AAGUGACAGUUAUAAAUGUAUGGUAUUAAAUCCCCUAAACAAAAGCCAAUCCUUUAUUUCACAAUUAAAGCUCUCUCAAUCAUUUUCACCUUCUAGCAGGCCAUGCUAUUUAAAUUUUUUUUCAUAAUUUCUUAAUUUUUUUUAUAAAAAAACACAAAAUAUUGGCCUAAAAAUAGAUAAACACCUUGUAAUCCUUAACCUAAUCCCUAACACAGCCCAAUUUUAUUUUCCUCCGUCGUUGCUUCAGCUUUCCGCUGCCACCAUUGUUGAUACCGUCACGGUUUUUAGGAUUGCUGUUGAAAUGGCGAAGAAAGAAGAGAUGAGAUUAAGGAAAGCGAUUACGUUUUCGUCAGGCGGAUCGGAGCCAGACGAAUUGCGACGCAUGGCAUUGAAAGCAUCCAAAUCGUUGAAAAGCGACCGGCCUUUGUCGAGGCAAUUAUCAAUGUGCGAGGCGUCAAGGGACAUCGCGUGGGAGCGACGUCGACAACAAAUGCUUAAGCAAAAACAGAGGGAAAGAAAGGGGAUUGACGUAACCGAUGGUAAAAAGUUGACAGAUGAAGAUCUGCAUGAACUUAAAGGGUCCAUCGAGCUAGGGUUUGGAUUCGAAGAAGAACAAGGGCAAAAAUUAUGCCAAACAUUGCCGGCUUUAGAUCUUUAUUUUGCUGUAAAUCGUCAGGUAUCGUCGAGUCCGGUUUCGAGCCCUCAUGGCGGAGGUCCAGCCUUUACGCAGUCAUGCAAUGAGUUCGAAAGCCCUAGAAGUGUAUUGGAUUGGAAAAUUUGCAACCCAGGAGAUAAUCCUCAACAAGUUAAGACCAAUCUAAGGCAUUGGGCACAAGCUGUAGCAUGUGCCGUGAUGCAAUCAUAUUGAUAGUGUGGGAUGCAGAGGCAAAUUAAAUGAAAAUACACACACAAUAGGAAAGUUGAUGGCAGCAUUUAACAAAUUGGUUUGUCACAUUAGGUGUUGACAUUUGGCUUCAAGGAAAAAGUUCGAGGUUGUGGGUUCAGAGAUAAUAGAAGAGGUUUGUCAGAUGUUGAGAUUUGAAUUUUAGAUCGAAUGGAUACGGCACGUUAACGAUGAUUAGAUGAACUAAAUGAAAUAAACUUCAAAGAUUUCACUCUGAUUCUUUGAAUGCUUAUUCUUUUAAGUUUAUUUUCUUUAGCAAACCAAAAUUUGAGGCACAGUAUAUGUACCAAUAGAAGAUUUUUUUCCUUUUUCUUUCUUUCUUUCUUUUAAUUUCUGUAUGAUUGAUUGUUUCUAUAAUAUUAACCAACAUGUGUCAUUUUUCAAUUCCUUAGGAAUGAAAGACACUAUUUCAUUUAUGAAAAA
Messenger RNA from Gossypium arboreum, 1327 nucleotides. RefSeq lists its product as uncharacterized. The transcript has 2 exons. The coding region runs from base 302 to 868 and encodes 188 amino acids. Lineage: Eukaryota; Viridiplantae; Streptophyta; Magnoliopsida; Malvales; Malvaceae. The record is from RefSeq and is a predicted model, not a curated record.